This is a messenger RNA of Rotaria sp. Silwood1, 1944 nucleotides long. NCBI's taxonomy places the organism in Eukaryota, Metazoa, Rotifera, Eurotatoria, Philodinida, Philodinidae. The record is from the annotation of a GenBank genome assembly.
AUGCCAAUUGUUGUUGAUUUAACUCAACAUUCUGUUGAUCAAGGUUCUAUUCCUUUAGAAAAUAAGCCAUUAGAAAAUGUAUCAGAUUAUUAUGAAGACAACGAUCAAGACGAUGGUCUUGUUGAUGAACCUCAAUUUGAAGAUGAUGAAGAAAUAACACCAGUAACUCCAAACAUUCCAAUACAAAAUCCAAUAUUAAAUAGAACUAUAUCUAAAAAAGAUUCAAAUUUUCAUCCAUUAUUACAAGGUGAUAUAACUGAUGUUUUUUCAAAAUUAUCUACUGAAUUUUUAGCUGGAUUUUCCUAUAAACAAGAUACUGAAGAUUCAAAUUGUUCAAUUUUAAUUUUUCAUUUUUUUACUGAUUAUAUUGAAACUGAAACAGCAUGUCAAUGGCAAAUUUGUAAUAAAAAACCAUUAACAUGUGAAAUAUCAGUUCAUAAUGCACUCUAUCUUGGUGAAAAAGUUGUUGUUAAACGUGUAUAUCAAACAUGUGAGUGUCAUCCAGUCAAUGCAAUUAAAGUGCCGUUCAUAGAACGACUUGUUCGUGAUUUCUUUGAAAAAGUUCAAAUAUCAAUGGAAACAUUACAAUUAUCACGUGCUGCUGUAAAUCCUGAAUUACGUAAAAAAUAUUUUUUAGAACUUACAACUGAUGAAAAUAAACGAACACAAUAUGAAGAAAUGUUAAAUACAGCACAUGAUGAUACUUUAUUCAACGAAUUACUUGACUAUGAAAUUCUUGAUGGUAAUCAAAGACUUACGAAAAAAUUUCGAUUACUUAAAUUACCUCGUGUUAAAUCUACUGAUACAAAAAUACAUUAUAGUUUUGAUGUAAAAGAAUUACCAAUACUUAAUUAUGGUUAUCUUGUUCAAUUUUGUACAUAUUUUGAAUAUCGUAUGAAAAAUUUAAAUUCUUUGUGUGUUAUGUGUGGAAAACGUACAUUUGAUCCAACUGAUAAAAAAGCUUCAAAACCAACAAUUUGUGAUGAUUAUGAAUGUUUUAGUAAUGCAAUGGAUUCAAAAUUUCGUAAUGAUCCUCUUCCACCAUCAAUAUUUUCUAUUGAAAUUGCAGAUUUUCUUCUCUUACUUGUUUAUGCUGCUAUUCAUUCUCAUCGACAUGCAUUAAUUCUUGAUCCUUAUCCAAAAUUAAUAAAUCCAUAUAAUACAUCAACAACAUUACUUGAUCAAAAUGGAAAUAAAGAAAAUAAUCUUGAAAUAUUAAAAACAAUAAUAAAUGAUAUAAUGACAAUGGGAUCAAUAACACAAUAUGAAGCUGCUAAAAUAUCAUUAAGAAGUAUGAUUGAAUUAAAACAUCCAUGGGGUUUUUCAUUUUUUCAUUGGUUAAUGGGAACAAAUCGUUAUCAUUUUUCAUUAAUUCCAGAAAAUUAUCGAAUUAAAACUGUUGAUACACAAUAUCAAUAUUUUAUAAAACAUGAAGAUAUUGAUAAACAUGUUAAUUUUAAAAAAUUACGUACUGAAAAAGGAAGUAUUUUUGCUUUUCAUGGUUCACCACAAGAAAAUUGGCAUUCAAUUCUUCGAUCAGGUUUACAAAUUGGAAAAGGAGGAUAUUUAAUAAAUGGUGCAGCGUAUGGUGCCGGUAUUUAUGUUUCACCUAGUUUUGAAUUUUCAUCAUCAUAUACACGGUGUCAUGGUUGGAAUUUUCAUAGAGAUUCAUACACUAAUUAUAAUCAAUCUAAUACAGAAAAAUCUCCACUUGAAAAACGAAAUUGGGGUUGUAUUGCUUUAUGUGAAAUUAUUAAUUCACCCGAUGUAUAUAAAAAACAUUCCAAAGAUAUUUGGACAAUUCGAGAUCCAAAUUUAAUUUGUACCAGAUUUAUAUUUUUUUUUUCAUCAGGAAUAACUCACAAUAGUCUUCAUGUUGAUUCCGAAUCAGAAGCAUCAUCAAUUCGAGAACUCAUCCAUACAUUACAUAAUAUUGCUUGUUAA